Messenger RNA from Anoplopoma fimbria (sablefish), 1354 nucleotides. RefSeq names its product RNA guanine-N7 methyltransferase activating subunit-like. Lineage: Eukaryota; Metazoa; Chordata; Actinopteri; Perciformes; Anoplopomatidae. Gene Ontology annotation, molecular function: RNA binding. The coding region runs from base 118 to 522 and encodes 134 amino acids. The record is from RefSeq and is a predicted model, not a curated record. The transcript is spliced from 3 exons. Gene Ontology annotation, biological process: RNA 5'-cap (guanine-N7)-methylation.
AACCAUUCAAAUGUGGUCAUCUCUUUCGGGGGAAGCGUUUCAGCGACGUACCAGGACAAAGAGGUUCCGGACAUAUUAGUCUGUUGCGCCGCAAGCAAGAUUCGAACGGUGGACAGGAUGGCCGAGACCACGGAAAAAGAGCAGACCUACGAGGAGAUGUUUGGCAACAGAUUUACAUCGGACGACAAAGAAUACCAGCAGUAUGUGAAACGUCCAGCUGACCAGCCACCCAUUGUGGAGGACUGGAGGAGCCGUGGAGGUGGACACAGAGGCAGGGACAGGUACCAGAACCGUCGAGGUCGUGGUUGGGGAGGAGGCGGAGGUUGGAGAGGGGACCAGCGUGGACAGCAAAACUGGCAAGACAGAGACAGAGAUAGAGACAGAGAUAGAGAUAGAGAUAGAGACAGAGACAGAGACAGAGACAGGCACUCGGGGCAUGGAAGUAGUUAUCAAUCUGGCCCUCCAGGCUACAACCAAGGAUAUAACUCUCAUCAUCAGAGAUCACAAUAUGACCGCUACUGAUCUUUACUCUAACCUCUCAGGUGUUGUCAGUGUUUAUAGUAUUCACAGUCUUACAACUCUCAUUGCAAUACAAUUAUGUGGCAAAACACAGUUUUUAUUGUCUGAAUUAGAAAUGCUAAGCAAAUACAGUGUCAGAUUUUUUCCCCUGAAUUAUUUCUGAAAUGUGACAGCAGAAAAGUACAGAUCUUGUUUGACUUCCACUAACCAUUUCCAUAGCUCAACAGUAGUUUUUCUCCCGUAUUCCAUCAAAUUGCUUCGACCUGUAAUCAUAUUAAAUCUUCUUGCCACAUUUGUUGGAAUGAUAAUAAGGACAAACUUUUCAAUUUCAAUACUGGAACUCUCAUUCAUAAUGACACAAGUAUUUCUUAUUAAAUAUUUCAGAUGUGUGGGCUGUUAUAAACAAUAUUUGAUUAUUACAUAAUAUGUGAGAGUUGCUUUGUGUUCAGAUAGUUUUGUCAUCUAUACAUGCUUUAAAAUGGUAGUAUUACAAAUGGUACAGUUUCACAGACUGUGAAUAUGAAUUUCUGGGGGAAAUCUGUUUAUAAUGCAGAUUGAUUUUUGUGUCCCAUUAUGUACGGAUACUGAUGAACUGAGCUGUUUUUAAUAAACAUGUAUUUUCUUAAUUUUUUGUUUAUGGGGCUCAACAUCCAACAAUAUUUGACAGUGUCAAUCUUAGUAAGCACAGUAUUAAGAUUCUUAGGGAUGCACCAAUAUAAACCACUCCAUUGAUAUCAGUGUUGACACUGAGACUAGUUAAUACAUCCCUGGCUUUUUUUUGCUCACCUCCUUUUUUUUUUGUUUAAUAUCUGAUCCUCUUCAGGCCACAAAAGAA